UCUGCUGUAUAAAAACUGUUCUCAGCCAGGGAGGGGUUCAUUUGCACAUCCAGCAGCAAGACAAACUGAAGACAUGUCAACCAUGUUCAAGCUUCUGAUCUUACUUUGCUUGCAGAAUGCAGUUCCAGUGCAAGGCAUGUAUGCUGAGAACCUGAACGAUGUGCCAGAACACCUGCCUACAGCGACUAUAGACACCUGUAAGACAUGCACUGAAAUCUUUGACAACCUGAAAGACCUGAUCGCAGAUGCUGGAGUUCAGGGAAUGAUUAAGCAGGACCUGGAGUUAUACUGUGAGAUGCUGGGCGGAUCAGCAAAUAUCUGCAAGCAGAUGUUGGACAAAAACCUCCCCAUGAUCUUCUCCAUCUUUGACAAAACCUUAAAACCAGGGGUGAUUUGCUCUGCACUGGGGCUCUGCGUUGUUGAGGUAGAAAACGAGUUGCAGGGUCUGAUGGCCAAACUUGAAACAGCUUUCAAAUCUCAGGAUCUUGGGGUGCAGUCUAAUCUUCAGUGUAAGUUCUGUGUCUACCUGAUUGAGCUCCUGGAGAAGCUCUUGCCCAAAGAGAAGACUGAGACUGCUAUCGCUCAUAUGCUGGAACGCGUGUGUAACAUGGUGCCCUCAGCGUACAGGGACCAGUGUGAAGCAUUCAUCGAGCAGUACAGUAAGAAACUGAUCGAGCUGCUUCUGGAAGAAUCCCCGCCCCAUACUAUCUGCACCCUCAUCCACCUCUGCAAGGGCAUGGAGACACCAAUCACUGGUUAUCACAUGAGUGGCUAUGCUUGCACUGCAAGCAGCUACAGAUGCCAGAACCUUCUGACCGCUGUGGAGUGUGGGGCAGUGGAAUUCUGUCAGAAAUAUGUCUGGGUGUAAAAUCCCUGUCCACGCACAGAGAGAGGACUGAUCUCAGCGGACAACACUUUCAGCUCUCUGCAGUUUCCUCCUCUCAGCAGUGGUCCCCCUAUGUGUCAAUGCCAGUGAUAGCAGAUCUGUACACGAGCAGACUGAUAGCGCUGCAGCACAAUAACCUCCAGUCACACCGACCUGCACAAUUGUGACUGAUAUCAGCUUAGUCUUGCAGUCUAUCGUCUUUAUCUGCAAAAGAGCAUACUUUGGGUUCAAGAUUUCUGUGUAGUGAGGUACUGGUAGUACUUCUAAAACCCCACUGUUUAAAUACAUGGAUAACCUUUAAACCAGAACAUUACAUCAGAUCCGUUCUGCAUAAUCUUUUCAGUUGACUUAACCAAUAGUGGAUGGACGUUAUUGCUCUUUGCUAACAGAUAACGUCUUCGAAUAAGACCACACAUAAUGGCUGUAUGGGUCAAUGUCGGCCCUUGAUUAGGAAUCAAACAAGUCCACAGGAGUUGCCAUUUAUUGAUUCCAAGUCAAAUUCCCCCAAAUGCUUAAAUGAAAAUCUGAGAAUUUCCCGUGAAAUUGUAUUGCUAAGAGCAACAUUCAAGAUACUAUACUGAGUGAAACCUACUGAUCAGAUUAUGAGGUGUCAUCCAUGUAGUUUUUUAUUAACCCUGUCAUUUCCUCUGCUAUUGCUGCAGUGUUUUGAUUGAUCUCCCAUGCUGAAUUAUUUGAUUUGUACCUUGUAUCGUCUGUCGAAUAAAUCAUUUUGAAAGGUG
Messenger RNA from Clupea harengus (Atlantic herring), 1626 nucleotides. Its product is annotated as prosaposin-like. Lineage: Eukaryota; Metazoa; Chordata; Actinopteri; Clupeiformes; Clupeidae. Gene Ontology annotation, biological process: sphingolipid metabolic process. The record is from RefSeq and is a predicted model, not a curated record. Gene Ontology annotation, cellular component: lysosome.